Molecule: messenger RNA, 1647 nt
Organism: Cynara cardunculus var. scolymus (artichoke)
Lineage: Eukaryota; Viridiplantae; Streptophyta; Magnoliopsida; Asterales; Asteraceae
Product: amino acid transporter AVT6C-like
Exons: 5
Coding region: 161-1492 (443 amino acids)
Biological process (GO): amino acid transmembrane transport
Molecular function (GO): amino acid transmembrane transporter activity
Source: RefSeq, a predicted model, not a curated record
UAAUCAUCUCUACAAACACCGAUGAAAUCCACAUUGCUGGCUACGAUCACAUGUUUGUUGCUAUUAUCCAAUUAUUCUAUCCCAAAUUCACCAUAAAUAUCCCAUCACCAUCUCAAUCCCCAUCACCAUCACCUUCACCGAACUCCUUCUCAAUCGGGUCAUGAAACCAGAGAUGAACAGAGAGUCGGUGGCACUCGCACUUCUCCCCAAGUCAAACCAAAUCUCCGCUACUUCUUCCAUAUCCGCCGCCGUAUUCAAUGUCUCCACCUGCAUGAUUGGUGCCGGAAUCAUGUCGGUUCCGGCGACUCUCAAGGUUCUCGGCAUAGUUCCAGGCUUCCUUGUCAUCCUGAUUAUGGCUUUCUUGAUGGAGGUAACGGUGGAGUUCUUGUUGAGGUACACCAAUUACUCCGGUGACGCCAAUACCUACGGUGGCGUCAUGGCGGAAUCGUUCGGAAAGUUUGGUUCCUUUGCACUUCAGAUCUGUGUUAUGAUCUCAAACCUUGGAGCCCUCAUUAUCUACUUGAUUAUCAUCGAUGUUUUAACGGGAAACGAAUCCGAAGGAGUACUACAUUUGGGCAUUUUGCAACAAUGCUUUGGAUUUCACUGGUGGAAUUCGCGAGCGUAUUCGCUCUUAUUUGUUGUCAUCUUCGUUAUGCUUCCUCUUCUUUUGCUCCCUCGAGUAGAGUCGUUAGGUCAUGCUUCAGCAGUAUCGAUUCUCCUAGCGGUUGUUUUUGUUGUUAUUAGCUCUGGGAUGGCCAUUUACGCUUUGAUCGAAGGCCAAACUCAACAACUUAGUCUUGUUCCGGAUUUUAGCGAUGGAUUACUGUCCGUCUUCAAUCUUUUCACAACCAUCCCGGUCUUGGCCACGGCCUUUGCCUGUCAUGUUACUAUUCAUCCGGUACGAGCAGAACUCGAAAAACAAUCAGACAUGAGCACGGCGGUCCGGAUUUCUUUAGUGCUAAGUGUCGUAAUCUACCUUGCGGUUGGGUUCGUGGGCUACCUUCUUUUUGGUGAUUCAAUCAUGGCCGAUAUGCUGGUGAACUUCGACCAAACCUCUAAUUUGCCUGGAGGCUUAAUGAUCAAUGCGAUUGUUAGAUUAAGCUACGCGAUACAUCUUAUGCUCGUUUUUCCCGUGAUUUUCUACACAUUACGGGCUAACAUGGAUGAAAUGAUUUUCCCACGAAAAUCCCUUCUAGCCAACGACACUACAAGAUUCAUGUCGCUCACAUGUGUUUUACUUGCAUUCAUUUAUGUUGUGGCGAUUGCUCUCCCGAACAUCUGGUACUUCUUUCAGUUCAUGGGAUCGACAACUGUUGCUUGCAUUGCAUUCGUUUUCCCGGGUGCUAUUGUUUUAAGGGACGUUCACGGCAUUUCUACGAGAAAGGAUCGAGUAAUGGCGAUAAUGGUGGUAAUCUUAGCCGUUGUAACUAGCGUUAUUGCCAUUUCCACCAAUUUGUAUAGUUUGUUCGGAAAUUCUGCUUCAGAAAACUAGAAUUUUUUUUUUGAAAUAUUUGGUACGAGGAACAAAAACAAAUACUAUAAACUAUUCGUCUCUGCAUAAAACUUAGACGUUUUAAGAUUUACAGUUUGAAUAGAUUCUGUUUUUUCUAGAAUUAAUGUCGUAUUUAAUAUACAGUUAUUAUUUUA